Messenger RNA from Acipenser ruthenus (sterlet), 3601 nucleotides. RefSeq names its product dorsal root ganglia homeobox protein-like. The transcript is spliced from 7 exons. The record is from RefSeq and is a predicted model, not a curated record. Lineage: Eukaryota; Metazoa; Chordata; Actinopteri; Acipenseriformes; Acipenseridae. Gene Ontology annotation, biological process: regulation of transcription by RNA polymerase II. Bases 269 to 1081 code for a protein of 270 amino acids. Gene Ontology annotation, molecular function: DNA-binding transcription factor activity, RNA polymerase II-specific; RNA polymerase II transcription regulatory region sequence-specific DNA binding.
GGCAGAGCGUGUAGACAGAUAUAAAGACAUCUGGUCACUUCCAGGGUUGGGCUUCUCUCUCUCUCUCUUUCUCUCUCUCUUUCUCUCUCUCUCUCCCUCUCUCUCGCACACACACACUCUUGGUCUUUGCCGGUAACAUACACAGCAGCAGUUUACAGUUUACAUCCGCUCAAGAUUAACUCGGUGGUGAUCCAGUUCUGCCAACAGAAAGAAUCAAAUAAGGUUUACGAGUGUCAUUGGUUACACAGUUUCAACGAAGUAAGCUGCAAUGUUUUACUUCCAUUGUCCUCCACAAUUAGACGGGGAAUGUUGCCGGACUAAUACCUUAAACACCAGCGGUUUCGCAAACCACGCCACGGGGGACUUCGAUGACGGUUUCCUACGUAGGAAACAACGGAGAAACAGGACAACAUUUACUUUACAGCAGUUAGAAGCAUUAGAAGCAGUAUUUGCACAGACACACUACCCCGAUGUUUUCACGAGAGAAGAGUUGGCGAUGAAAAUCAACCUCACAGAAGCAAGAGUCCAGGUGUGGUUCCAGAAUAGGAGGGCCAAAUGGAGGAAGACCGAAAGAGGCAGUUCGGACCAAGAUGGGGGUAAGGAACAGUUGAAUGACGGCACACCCCCUGUUAGAAAUUUGAAUUCACCUUCCCCAAUCGACCAGGCUAGGAAUAAAAAGGAGCAUUUGGAGAUACAACAAAGUUUAAACAGGUCACUUGGUCCCGGUGGUCCGUUCUUCCAGUCCUGCUUGCCUGGAACACUUCUCAAUACAGCUACAUAUGCUCAAGCGCUUUCCCAAGUUGCUACCUUAAAAGCGAGCCCACUCUGUUCUUGCUGUGUCCCAGACCCAAUGGGCCUUUCCUUCUUGCCCACGUAUGGAUGCCAGAGUAACCGCACAGCCAGUGUGGCAGCACUGCGGAUGAAAGCACGGGAACACUCUGAAGCUGUGCUUCAAUCAGCCAACCUCCUCCCUUCCACAAGCAGCAGCCCUGCCCCAGCAACCAAGCAACCCACGCAGGAAAACAGCCCUGACAAGUCAAACUGCUCCAAGGAACAGCUAGAAAAGACAAGAAACUUGUGAGAGAUGCAAUCCAUGUAUCAGAACAUUAAGAUGCAUCAAAUUUACUCUGGAUAAAAAAGAACCCUACUGCCUCUACAUUUGUACAGAUGCUUUGCCGUCAAUCCCUACUAAAUUAAAAGAAGAUUUACACCCAGGGAUUAUUUUCACCUUCCCCAACAAACUAAAAGAUCAUUUAUUUAUUUAUUUAUUUAUUUGUUUAUUUAUAUGUAUUAAAUCAAUGCAUUCUCUAAAUUAGGACACAUUUAUUUUUUUAAUGUACAAGUACUUUUCAUAAUAGAGCAUUUUCUCAUGUUUGAUCUAAAGCAAAAUAUGAGGAAUUAAUAUUGUUUUAAGGUGUAAAACAAAAUGCUCUGACAGCUAAGGGUGCAGUCUUCCACUAUGUGCUGGUGUGCUAACCUUUAUAAAGAGACAUAUGGUCAACAUAUUAUACUGACAAGUGCAAAAGAAAGACUAAAGUAGCAUAUCACCUUUGGAUAUCAGUCUGAUAUAAACUAUACAGCUACUGUUACCCGUAACCUUUCAGUGAGAAAACAAUGUAAUGUUUCUAUGUUUUUUAUUUUGUUUCUUGUAUGCCGUAAUUCCGAUUCUGUUAUUUAAAAUGCAUCUGUAAUGUGCCAAGAAUGCAGUGUAUACAAACAUGUGGCUGUAUUUCUUUUAAAUACAGUGAAUGCUUUUUUUUCCAGGCAGAAGCUUAAAUCUAAUAUAAAAUAUUUCUGAUACAAAUCUGAGUAGAAAGGUGAACAGAAAAAUGACAUAUCAUUACCUAUUCCUGUGCUUGUAUGUUGUAUUAUAUAAUGAUUAUAGAGAGAAACAUUAACGUAACAAUAUAAAUCUCUAGUAGCCUAUUGCUUGAGCCAUCUGGCUCUUAUUAAUAAUUUACGUUCCUGUACAACUGGAGAAAACGUCAAGAAACAAACAAUGGUUGGUUCCAUAAUUUAUUUACUUUUAGGAACUCCACUGCCUUUUAAAAAUUGUUACAUUGCCAUUUAUUGUUCCCUUUCAUUACUGAAUCAUACUUUUUGUUACAAUAAAAUUAUUCAGAGCUGUAAAAUUACAAUUCGUGAACUAGGGUUCAUGUACACUAACGCUUCAUAACUAGGGUUCAUGUACACUUGUACACUAACGCUUCAUAACUAGGGUUCAUGUACACUUGUACACUAACUCUUCAUAACUAGGGUUCAUGUACACUAACGCUUCAUAAUUAGGGUUCAUGUACACUUGUACACUAAUGCUUCAUAACUAGGGUUCAUGUACUCUAACGCUUCAUAACUAGGGUUCAUGUACACUAACGCUUCAUAACUAGGGUUCAUGUACACUUGUACACUAACGCUUCAUAACUAGGGUUCAUGUACACUAACGCUUCAUAACUAGGGUUCAUGUACACUUGUACACUAACGCUUCAUAACUAGGGUUCAUGUACACUUGUACACUAACUCUUCAUAACUAGGGUUCAUGUACACUAAUGCUUCAUAACUAGGGUUCAUGUACACUAACGCUUCAUAACUAGGGUUCAUGUACACUUGUACACUAACGCUUCAUAACUAGGGUUCAUGUACACUUGUACACUAACUCUUCAUAACUAGGGUUCAUGUACGCUAACGCUUCAUAACUAGGGUUCAUGUACACUUGUACACUAACGCUUCAUAACUAGGGUUCAUGUACACUUGUACACUAACGCUUCAUAACUAGGGUUCAUGUACGCUAACGCUUCAUAACUAGGGUUCAUGUACGCUAACGCUUCAUAACUAGGGUUCAUGUACACUUGUACACUAACGCUUCUUUCUAACUGUUUGAUUACAUUCUUGUUUCCUCCAGAAAGGUACAUAAAUAAGAGAACUGUUCAGCAAAUUAAGAAUACUUAACAGCAUUGCAUCUGUAAAGUAGUUAGGCUGAUUAAAUUUUGCAUCCUUGAGGACUUUCAGGAAAUUACUUUUGAUUGUCAAAAUCACAAUUAAGUAAACUACACGCACAUUAGCAUGAAUAAUUGAUAAGGAAUUAUGUAUUACCACGAAGUAGCGAUUUAAUAAUUCAUGAUGCGACACCCUAGUGGAUGUGCAGAACUAGAUAACGUCAAAAGUCUUGCCUGGUAUCGCUGGGAGCACUGUGCAAAUGCAGAUGCUAUAUUGUUUGGUUGUGUAUAAAAACUAUGUGACGCAUGAUGUGGAUUUUUUUUUGUACAAAUCAUAUUAAUAAAACGAAGGAUUCAGAUAAAUUAAAGGGGUCUUUAUUUGGAAUACUAAAGCUCCGACAUUUCAUGUUCUAACUACAUAUAUACUGAUGCGCAAUGAAAACGAAACAGUCUAAGUUUUACAUCAAUAGCUCAUUAGGCACAUACAUAAUGUUAUUUACAUUUUAAAUAGUGAGCAGAUAGGUUUAUUGAUUAUUUAAGUAGUAUUGUUCCUUGGGAUAACAAAAUACUGAGCUCAAGUCAUGUGAUUUCAUAAAAAUGCCAGGUGCUCAGUGUUUGGUAUUUAAGUUGAGUUAAAAUUGCCAAAAUAUGUUGAUUAAGAAUCUGUAUAA